This is a messenger RNA of Elgaria multicarinata webbii, 726 nucleotides long. It is a transcript of the gene SPMIP5, whose product is annotated as sperm microtubule inner protein 5. The record is from RefSeq and is a predicted model, not a curated record. The transcript has 5 exons. Bases 1 to 726 code for a protein of 241 amino acids. NCBI's taxonomy places the organism in Eukaryota, Metazoa, Chordata, Lepidosauria, Squamata, Anguidae.
AUGAAAGCGUAUCGGCGACAAGUAGAUGAAUGCCACCCUUUGAUACCAGGAUACACAGGCUACAUCCCUCUUAGAUUCUACCGAAUUGGAACUAGUUUUGGAAACGAUUCUGUGUGGUGUGUGAAUGCGUUUCGUGAUGUUACUCAGAGAAAGAGUGACCAAGCGAAUGAGCUGAGAUGCACAGCAGCUACAGCUCCACAGCUCCCACCUCUUUGCUCCAAUGAAGAGAUAAUAAACAUACUUGAUGACUAUAAUUACCAACGUCAUCCCAAUGUGCUGGGGCCUGUGGAAACAAAAAGAAGUCUACUUGAGCCACCCAUUCCAGGCUGGACUGGCUUUGUGCCCAGGUCCAAGGUCACAGAGUAUGGCCAUGGAGUACGCUACCAUGUGAUGGCAGAAAACUGCUAUCAAGAUUUUAAGGACUCCUUGGAUAGAGCCAAGCAUGAGCCUGCUGCCAAAGAACCAAUGAAAGACGUACAUGUAACCAAACCCAAAGAAUUACGGCCACACCAGAGAUUCUACAGACCUGAAGGGAUGCUGCCUAAGUAUACCGGCCAUAUUCCACAUGAACGUUCUGGCAUUGGAAAGACCUUUGGGAAUGUGUGCAGAAGCUGUUCUGUAUGUAACCACACUGACAUGACCUAUGGUGCUUAUCUUGCUAAGAAACGUAAGACUGAAAAGCUUCAAGAGCAGAUCCAGGAAGACAAAAGAGCUUUAAUCACGUAA